Molecule: messenger RNA, 1388 nt
Organism: Diospyros lotus (date-plum)
Lineage: Eukaryota; Viridiplantae; Streptophyta; Magnoliopsida; Ericales; Ebenaceae
Product: elongation of fatty acids protein 3-like
Exons: 1
Coding region: 353-1234 (293 amino acids)
Biological process (GO): fatty acid elongation, saturated fatty acid; fatty acid elongation, monounsaturated fatty acid; sphingolipid biosynthetic process
Cellular component (GO): endoplasmic reticulum membrane
Molecular function (GO): fatty acid elongase activity
Source: RefSeq, a predicted model, not a curated record
UAAUUUAAUCCUCGUCUCACCUGUCUGUCAGGCUAUGGCUAUUCCUUCUCUCCCACACAAAUUAUUCUUAAUUUUGGCCAACGGAUAUAUAAAGCAGGAGAUGAUCAAGGCGUCUAUCCAAUUCUUAAUUUUUGAAUGCGGUUGGCAUUGCGGAUCCCUUGAGCUUUGGGUGCUCUUUGAUUCGCCCGGCACCCAAUUCCCAUUGCCAUUGCAGCAGCUGGGCUGGCUGGGAGAGAUUGAUUUUAAUUUUCAUGUAUCCAUCCUCCUGUGCCUGUUCCUGGCGGCCUGGCUCAAUUAUUAAUUAUAUAUAUAUAGUUCUAUUAAAUAAUUGAACAUCGAUCGAUGCUUGAGCAUGACGAUGUCGACGCUUAGGCAUUACCUGUCGGAGCACCCGCUGAUCGUGGGUUUCCGCUGGAGCCACGCCCAAUCCUGGGGCUCCACUUGGUCCUUCCUCUUCACCUCCAUCUCCCUGUACGUCCUCCUCUCUCUCCUCCUCCACCUCCUCCUCUCCCUCCUCCGACCUAGCCGCCGCCCUGUCCCCCUCGGUCCCAUUCCCGCCCUCCACUCCCUCUGCAUGGCCCUCAUCUCCGCCACUAUCUUCACCGGCAUCCUGUUCUCAGCCGCCGCCGAGAUCCGCGACACCCGCUGGUUCUGGCGCCGCUCCAAGACCACCCCAUUCCAAUGGCUUCUCUGCUUCCCCCUCGGCACCCGCCCCUCCGGCCGCGUCUUCUUCUGGUCCUACGUCUUCUAUCUCUCCCGCUUCCUCCACGCCUUUCGCACCCUCGUCGCCAUCCUGCGCCGCCGCAAGCUCUCCUUCUUCCGCCUCUUCCACCACUCCAUCCUCAUCGCCAUGUCCUUCCUCUGGCUCGAAUUCUCCCAAUCCUUCCAGGUGCUGGCCAUCCUGCUCACCACCUGCGUCUACUCCGUGGUAUACGGCUACAGGUUCUGGACGGCGGUGGGGCUGCCGGGCGCCUGCAGCUUCCCGUUCGUGGUGAGCUGCCAGAUGCUGGUCCUGGGGUCCAACAUUGUGUGCCAUGUGGGAGUGCUCUUGAUGCACUUGAUGAAGGGCGGGUGCAACGGCAUCGGGGCCUGGCUGUUCAACUCCGUCCUCAAUGCUGCCAUUCUCUUCCUUUUCCUCAACUUCUACGUUAAGAAGAUGCAUCUCCAGCUCCUCGUCAACAACAACAGAUCAAAGCCAAAGGUCGUAGUCACUAAGAAGGCCACCGCAACAUAGACCGAUCAUCUUUGGACGUACACGUACGAUCGAACGGAAGGGAACAGAAGGGACAAUAUUAAUUGAUUGAUUGAUUGUACAAGUAGGUACCUGCAGCCGGGUUUUUCUUCUUCUUUUCUGGCUUCUUUAAUUAAUUAAUUGCUUCCCUCGAUCA